Molecule: messenger RNA, 1426 nt
Organism: Ostrea edulis (European flat oyster)
Lineage: Eukaryota; Metazoa; Mollusca; Bivalvia; Ostreida; Ostreidae
Product: KRR1 small subunit processome component homolog
Exons: 10
Coding region: 199-1146 (315 amino acids)
Cellular component (GO): small-subunit processome; nucleolus
Molecular function (GO): RNA binding
Source: RefSeq, a predicted model, not a curated record
UGACUAACUGUACUACACGUCGAGUAGAAUACAUACGCCCAUCUUCCAAGGGUAUGCCCUGCUUGUGCAACGGUUGAUGCCAUUUCGGAAUUACAUUUGGUUUCAGUAUUUAGCAUUGGCAAACAGAAAGGUAAAAAAGCUGUAAAACAGGAGGAAUUACUAGAAGUUCCGAAGGGCUGGAAGGAACCGGGAAUCACAAUGGAACAAAACCCACAAGGCAUGGUCAGCGAAAGCUCAUUUGCCACACUGUUCCCUAAAUACAGAGAAGCCUACAUCAGUGACUGCUGGCCACUUGUGAAGAAAACAUUAGCAGAUCAUAACAUUAAGGCUGAUUUAGAUGUUGUAGAAGGUAGCAUGACAGUACGAACAACACGAAAGACAUGGGAUCCUUACAUCGUUGUAAAAGCCAGAGAUCUUCUCAAACUGCUGGCCAGAAGUGUACCGUAUGAACAGGCUAUAAGAGUGUUGGAAGAUGAAGUUGCAUGUGAUAUAAUUAAAAUUGGUACCCUGACGAGGAACAAGGACAGAUUCGUUAAAAGGAGACAGCGUUUGAUUGGUCCAGAUGGCUCCACCCUCAAAGCAAUUGAAAUCCUGACAGACUGUUAUGUACUUGUACAGGGAAACACAGUUUCUGCACUGGGACCAUACAAAGGACUCAGAGAGGUCAGGAAGAUAGUGGAGGACACCAUGAAAAAUAUCCACCCUAUUUACAACAUCAAGACAUUAAUGAUUAAGAGGGAAUUGGCAAAGGAUCCUGAACUGCGAAAUGAGAAUUGGGAAAGGUUUUUACCCAAAUUCAAAUCUAAGAAUAUCAGUAAGCGUAAACAACCAAAGAAGAAGAGAGUGAAGAAACCAUAUACACCAUUCCCUCCUCCUCAACCAGAGAGCAAGGUCGACAAAGAAUUAGCAUCUGGUGAAUACUUCUUGAAACCUCAGCAGAAGAAAGCCAAGAUACAGCAGGAAAAGAAGGAGAAGCAGUUAAAAGCUGUACAGAAAAAUCAGGAAAAGCGAGCCAGGGCAUUUGUGGCUCCCAAAGAAGACUCAGCACCACCCAAAAAGAAGCAGAAAGUCACAGAGGAUGUUAACGUGGAGGAGUUGAAGAAGAAAAUCAAGAAAUCUCAAAAGAAAAAAAUAGGAAAAUCUUGAUGGACAUAAAGGGAAGUAACUGUUGGGCUUUCACUUUGGAUGUGGACGAGAACAAUAGAUGUCGGACAUGGUGAAGCCGUGUCUUGGGAGUACAGCUUCAUUCGUUAUCAUACAGUUCAUGCGGUACUGAAAAUUCAGGCAGAAAGACAAGAUGACUUAGUGAUGUACAUAUUGUUUCUAAUUAUGAUAUAGACUUGAUGUAAUUUUAAAAUGAUUAAAGAUGUAAAACAAAGUUUGCUUGAUAAAAGAAUGAUGAAUAAAAGAAAUACUGUAGAUUCCU